This is a messenger RNA of Lontra canadensis (Northern American river otter), 1201 nucleotides long. RefSeq names its product solute carrier family 25 member 33 (gene SLC25A33). The coding region runs from base 187 to 1152 and encodes 321 amino acids. Gene Ontology annotation, biological process: pyrimidine nucleotide import into mitochondrion. Gene Ontology annotation, molecular function: pyrimidine nucleotide transmembrane transporter activity. Lineage: Eukaryota; Metazoa; Chordata; Mammalia; Carnivora; Mustelidae. The transcript has 7 exons. The record is from RefSeq and is a predicted model, not a curated record. Gene Ontology annotation, cellular component: mitochondrion.
AGCCGGCGGCCACGCCGCGGAGGGCGCAGGGCGAGGGCGCGGGGCGUCGGAGCGCGCGCGCAUGGAGGCGGCGCCGGUAGCCGCCUGAGGGCAGCGGGGCGAGCGGAGCGGGCCUUCUUGCGCAUCCCUCGAGCCACCUCGCGUUCGCGGCACCCGGCGGCGGCGGGCCGCGGAGCCGGCGCGGCCAUGGCGACGGGCACUCAGCAGAAGGAGAAUACGCUGCUUCACCUCUUCGCCGGCGGGUGUGGGGGCACGGUUGGUGCUAUUUUCACUUGUCCACUAGAAGUCAUUAAGACACGGUUGCAGUCCUCAAGAUUAGCUCUUCGGACAGUCUAUUAUCCUCAGGUUCAUCUGGGGACCAUUAGUGGAGCUGGGGUGGUGAGACCAACAUCCGUGACACCUGGACUCUUCCAAGUUCUGAAGUCAAUCUUGGAGAAGGAGGGACCAAAGUCACUUUUUAGAGGCUUGGGUCCAAAUUUGGUUGGAGUUGCGCCAUCAAGGGCCGUGUACUUCGCGUGUUACUCCAAAGCCAAAGAGCAGUUCAGUGGCAUCUUUGUGCCUAACAGCAGCCUCGUGCACAUUCUCUCGGCCGGCUCUGCAGCUUUUGUCACAAAUACCUUAAUGAAUCCUAUAUGGAUGGUUAAAACCCGGAUGCAGCUAGAACGGAAAGUGAGAGGCUGCAAGCAGACGAACACACUGCAGUGCGCGCGCCAUGUUUACCAGACCGAAGGCAUCCGUGGCUUCUACAGGGGAUUAACGGCCUCCUACGCUGGAAUUUCCGAAACGAUCAUCUGUUUUGCUAUUUAUGAAAGUUUGAAGAAGUAUCUGAAAGAAGCUCCACUAGCCGCCUCCACAAAUGGGACUGAGAAAAAUUCCACAAGUUUCUUUGGACUUAUGGCAGCUGCUGCGAUUUCUAAGGGAUGUGCUUCCUGCAUCGCUUAUCCACAUGAAGUCAUAAGGACACGGCUCCGGGAGGAAGGCACCAAGUACAAGUCUUUUGUCCAGACCGCUCGGCUGGUCUUCCGGGAAGAAGGUUACCUUGCCUUUUACAGAGGACUCUUUGCCCAGCUCAUCCGGCAGAUACCAAAUACUGCCAUUGUGUUGUCUACCUAUGAGUUAAUUGUGUACCUGUUAGAAGACCGUACCCAGUAACGGGCCAGAAAAUUGUGCUCUAGAAUAAAAUUGAAAAACUCUAGAGAAA